Messenger RNA from Iphiclides podalirius (scarce swallowtail), 711 nucleotides. The record is from the annotation of a GenBank genome assembly. NCBI's taxonomy places the organism in Eukaryota, Metazoa, Arthropoda, Insecta, Lepidoptera, Papilionidae.
AUGUACCAAGGCAAGGGCGGGCAGUACGGCGCGGGCGGCUGGUACGGCUGGCAGCACCAGAACUUCGAGGAGCAGCAGUGGUGCGCGUGGAACGGGGCGCCCGGGGCGGAGUGGCCCGCGGAGCAUUUCCCGAAGCGGGAGCCGGGCGAGCGCGAUCCCGGGACGGUCUCCCCGGCCAGGGGCGACCUCGCCAGCCCCGGGGAGGGCUCGCCCGGCUCCAGGGCGCCGCACCCCGCGCACCCCCCACCCCCCCGGUCGCCCUACGAGUGGAUGAAGAAGCCCAACUACCAGACGCAACCUAAUCCAGGUUUUUAUUUUACAAGUAAAACACGGACAAAGGAUAAAUAUCGAGUUGUUUACACCGACCAUCAGCGGCUAGAGUUGGAGAAGGAGUUCCACUACAGCCGGUACAUCACUAUCCGGCGCAAGGCGGAGCUCGCAGCCAGUCUUGGGCUUUCUGAGCGACAGGUAAAGAUAUGGUUCCAAAACCGUCGCGCCAAAGAGCGUAAGCAGGUUAAGAAGCGCGAGGAGGUAGUGAUGAAGGAGAAAGGUGACCAUACGUCGUUGCAGCACGCGCAAUUGCACCACGCCACCAUGCUGCAUCACCAGCAAAUGAUGAACGGCAUGAUGCAUCAUCACCACUAUCACCAAGGGGUGCUACAAGGCGUCCCAGAGCCGCUGGUCCCGGGAGUGCCCCCGGUGCCGUUACUG